Molecule: messenger RNA, 3530 nt
Organism: Danaus plexippus (monarch butterfly)
Lineage: Eukaryota; Metazoa; Arthropoda; Insecta; Lepidoptera; Nymphalidae
Gene: snu
Product: ABC transporter G family member 23
Exons: 16
Coding region: 230-2575 (781 amino acids)
Biological process (GO): transmembrane transport
Cellular component (GO): membrane; ATP-binding cassette (ABC) transporter complex
Molecular function (GO): ABC-type transporter activity; ATP binding; ATP hydrolysis activity
Source: RefSeq, a predicted model, not a curated record
UAAGACACAACGCUAUCUACUCAUAGCCGGUGCAGCCACUGUCCGUGUCGUACGUGGCGAUCGGCUUACAUUUUGUAUUUGUAAAUGUUUUUAUUGAAUAUUAUAAUUUUUUUAGAAAUUAAGUGCUCGUGCUGAUUAUCCCAUUAAAGUGACAGUGACAUAUUUCUCCUUGUGUUUGUUUUGAUUUUGUGAUCGAUAUUUUUGGGAUUCAAAACCGAAUUUUUAUAUAAUGGCAGACAAAGAUUAUAAGUCUGACAAAGUCAGGAAAAUGUUCAGUUGGACUACAGGGGAGACCUCGCCUUCGUCGCCGAUGAGCGAUGAGAAGGAUUCAAAGAUGAGCCAAAUACAGUUCUCAGUGCCGGAGAAACAAAACAAUACCAUGUGGCAAAAAAGGCAGCAGGCGGUGUGUGUAAGACACGCGUACAAACACUACGGCUCUAACAAACGACCGAAUCACGUCCUAGAGAACCUUAACAUGUCCGUCGCCAAGGGAACCAUAUACGGUCUCCUGGGAGCUUCUGGUUGUGGGAAGACAACUCUACUGUCAUGUAUAGUUGGACGAAGAAAACUGAAUCGGGGAGAGAUUUGGGUCCUGGGAGGAAAACCGGGAACUAAAGGAUCUGGUGUUCCUGGUAAGCGUGUUGGCUACAUGCCGCAGGAGAUCGCUCUCUAUGGAGAGUUCACCAUCAAGGAGACCAUGAUGUACUUCGGCUGGAUCUUCGGAAUGGAGACCAAGGAGAUCGUUGACCGACUCCGCUUCCUGCUAGACUUCCUCGACCUGCCCAGCGAGAACAGAAUGGUGAAGAACUUGAGUGGUGGUCAACAACGGCGCGUGUCGUUCGCUGUGGCUCUCAUGCACGACCCUGAGCUAUUAAUCCUGGACGAGCCGACCGUGGGAGUGGAUCCUCUCCUCCGACAGUCGAUCUGGACCCACCUGGUCCGCAUCACCAGCUCCGGAGAUAAGACGGUCAUCAUCACAACCCAUUACAUAGAGGAGGCGCGACAGGCGCAUUGUAUCGGUCUGAUGCGCAGUGGUCGCCUCUUGGCGGAGGAGUCGCCUCAGGCUUUGCUCCACAUGUACAGCUGCGUCUCUUUAGAGGACGUCUUCCUUAAACUAUCACGAAGGCAGGGUCAAGCAAACCAAGUGGCCGAGUUGAAUAUCUCGGGCGGAGCCCUAGGGCUGAAUAAGAUGUCCAAACGAGAGGAGGCGCCGUACGCGGCCGAGGACGGGCAAGUGGUGGGACUCAACUUCCACCAGAGCAAGGAAGUCCUCAUCGUGGAUGCUGCGGGCUCUAACGGAGAUUUGCCCGGCAAAGUGACGGAGGUCGUUAAGUCAGAAUGCGAAGACUGCGGUAACUGUUUCAAUCUGACCUCCCGCGGUAAGAUCAAGGCUCUGAUACAGAAGAACUUCCUCCGGAUGUGGCGUAACAUCGGCGUGAUGCUGUUCAUCUUCGCGCUGCCGGUGAUGCAGGUCAUACUGUUUUGUCUCGCUAUAGGCAGGGACCCCACGGGCCUGAGACUGGCGGUCGUCAACGACGACGUGCACGUGUUGGACGGGUACUGCCCCUUCAACUCCUCGUGUUCCAUGAAGAACCUGUCCUGCCGCUACCUCGCUCACCUCAGGAACCAGUCCAUCAUCAAGGAGUACUACGCCGACCUCGGCAGCGCCCGGAGCGCCGUGGAACAGGGACACGCCUGGGGAGUCCUCCUGUUCAACGAGAACUACACGGACUCGCUUGUAGCUCGACUGGCUCUAGGUGACACCGCCGAUAACGACACCAUCAUAUCCUCGGAGAUCCAGGUGUGGCUGGACAUGUCCAACCAGCAGAUAGGCCUCAUGCUCAACAGGGACAUACAGUUCAGUUACAGGGACUUCGCCAAGGAGUUGCUCCAGACGUGCAACUACAACCCCAAGGUGGGCGACAUCCCCAUAGACUUCCAGGACCCCAUCUACGGCGACAACAACCCCUCCUUCACUGACUUCGUAGCCCCCGGCGUUAUAUUGACGAUCGUGUUCUUCCUGGCGGUGGCGUUGACGUCGUCGGCGCUGAUCGUGGAGCGCAUGGAAGGUCUCCUGGACCGGUCGUGGGUGGCGGGCGUGUCCCCCGGCGAGAUCCUGUUCAGCCACGUGGUGACGCAGUUCGUGGUGAUGUGCGGCCAGACGGCGCUGGUGCUGGUGUUCAUGAUCCUGGUGUUCGGCGUGGAGUGCAACGGGAACGUGCUGUACGUGAUCGCGCUCACGCUGCUGCAGGGGUUGUGCGGGAUGUGCUUCGGCUUCGUGAUAUCUGCGGCCUGCGAGCUGGAGAGGAACGCCAUCCAGCUGGCGCUGGGCUCGUUCUACCCGACGUUGCUGCUGAGCGGCGUCAUCUGGCCCAUCGAGGGCAUGCCGUGGGCGCUCCGAGGCGCGGCGCUGUGUCUUCCGCUCACGCUGGCCACUUCCGCCCUCCGCGCCGUGUUGACGCGGGGUUGGCCGUUGUCGGAGCCGGACGUGUACCUGGGCUUCGUGGCCACGCUGGGCUGGAUCGCGCUGUUCCUGGCGCUCACGCUCACCAUACUGAGGUUCAAGAGAGGAUGAUCGGCUCCGAUGUUAGCGCGUCGUCCGCUGUCGGCUCACCGGCGAGGCCGAGGGCCAGCGUACGACCAAACUGUUAGUUCACGUGUACAUAUUAGAGUAUUUAUAGUGUAGGUAGGGGUAGGGAAUGUAGCGAGGAAGGUACAGGUAGGAUACAGUUACCAAACACUAAGCAAGUGCCAUAGAACAUCUAUGGCAUUCGGAUCACGACCUGCUGAGGUUAUUCAUCGUUACCCUUAACACCAGUCCGAUCGUCACUCUACUUACAGCUUCCAGUUUUCCACUGAUUGUUCUUCACGUAUGUUUGUAUAUUAUGAAUAAAAACUGCAAACUGUCUGUAUGUAGUUCGAGGAUGCGGACUCGGGUUAAGGGCGGCGUUCCCGAUUCAACAUCAUUAGUAUUUCCAUUGUAUUGGACUGUGAUUAUAUAUCUAUUGACUUAGUGUAACGACAGGUUUACAUUAUAACCAGCUCGGCCUCUGUUCACAGACACAGCUCUAGGUUUAAAGGCUUUAUUGUAAUAAACUGUUAAAAUCUACACGGAACAUAAUCUGGGCAGCACUUCACAUUAUUUCUUCGUCAGAAUCUCGCUCAGAACCUUUUUCUUUUUUUGUCCCUUGUUGAACUUUUGUUUCUGAAAAGUCAAAUAAUAAAAUUUAAUAUAGAUCAUUGAAUAUCAGUCACGUGUAAGCGACCGGCCCCACCUUUUUCUUUUCUGCCGUCAACCCGACAAACUCCUUCCUAUUUUUCUUGGUGUGUGUCAUGUCCUGCCUGGUGGGGACUCCCCCGGAGUUAUCCUGUGACAUAGGGACGGACACAUUUAAACUUAACAGAACAUUAAAGGUUAUAUACAUUAUAUGUACAAUCGGAGAGGGUUUACUGUGUACUUGUAAAAUUAAUUUAUAUUAAAUAAUGUAAAUAUGUAUAUCUUUAAUGAAUACAACUUUUUUUAUACCUGA